Molecule: messenger RNA, 8143 nt
Organism: Lineus longissimus
Lineage: Eukaryota; Metazoa; Nemertea; Pilidiophora; Heteronemertea; Lineidae
Product: rho family-interacting cell polarization regulator 1-like
Exons: 17
Coding region: 212-3073 (953 amino acids)
Source: RefSeq, a predicted model, not a curated record
UUCAAGGAAGCCAAAAGACAUGAAAGAAAACCAGACACAGGCCUAAUGUUGUUCUCGGAUUAAUUCAGGACCACUCAAGUGUAUCCGUGUUUUCAAUCGCCUUUGUUGUGCUAAUACCAGAGUGUAAAAAAGUGUGCCAGUAGUGAAGAUUUUCAAAAGGAUGUGAUUAUUUGGUUCAACAUUCGGAGAUGAUGACUGCGAAUCCUACAUAAUGAGUUUGAAGGAGUUCAACAAACCUCGGCCGUCCCAGGCUCUCAAUCGCAGCAAAUCAUUCACCAGCCAACUCAACCAGGGGCAGAAAGGAGGUCCCGAGUUAGUUGAGCCGGAUAUGGAAAUACUCUCGCCCAUAUUAGGCGUACACGGCACGGGCAAGGGGAGUACGUUAGCAAAGAGUGGACACGGCAUGAAGAAGGCACCUAGGAUUCCCAAGUCACCGCGGCCUCAGCGCACUCAGGUGAUGUUUGAGAGCCUUCGGUUAGGACUCAAGGACUUUAUCAAUGCUACCGAUGAGGAUAUACAAACAUUUAAAAGUGAAGCGAAAGACCAGGGCAGUAGCUCUACUGAGUUGAAAAAAGCGGAACGCUUCAAACAGAAACUCGAGCAACAACUCGCGAAGGUCGAGGAGUUGGAAAAUGACUACAUUCUCCACCAGCAGCUGUGGGAAGGCGUCAAGACGAUGGCGAGGGCGUUUGUACACUCCCCAGGCAACCAGAGGGAGUCGCUGUCACACGUCAAGUCGGGGUAUAAAGAAUGCAUGCAAACGAUGUGUGCCAUUGAGGCUCAGCUAGAAAAUAUGCUCGGGACAUUCAAAUGUAAAAUUAAAGGUAUGGUAGGUUUCGCUCGUCUGUGUCCUGGCGACGUAUUCGAGGUGACGAUAAAGCAUGGGAGGCAGAAAUGGCGGACGAAGGGAAAAAUAGGACGGAAUCAGACACAGCACUGGGACAAUAGUAUUAAUACCCUCAAAGCAGUUGUUGGUGAUAUUCUUAGCAUAAAGGCUGUUGAAUGUAAAGGGCUGGGGAAGUCCUCGAUCCUCGGCCAGAAGUGCUGUGAAACAAAGGAAUUAUUCUCCUCCCACCCGCAGAUGAUGACCAUCAGCGUCAAUACCAACGGCUCACUCAAGUUUAGUGUCAUUAUAGCUUGGGAUCCGCUCGAAGGCUGUGAUGAGAGUUUCAACGCGUACACCCCGACAAGAAAGAAGCAUCAGGCGGCCCAACUCCACAAGGCAAACAGUUCAUUACGCGACGAGAAAGAACAGGAGAGGAGACGAUCCCUGUUGUUCCCUCUGGAGGACGAGGAUUCACCACAUUCUUCGCAAGCACGAUCGACGCGUUCGCUACCGGCCGAACAAAAGAGAAUGCAACAACCUGAACAAAACGCCAAACGGAAAACUAUGGCAGAUUUACGAUCGGAAUCAAACCAUAAAGACUUUCAUGAUUCUCUAAAUAGCAACUCAGUGAAUUCAGACAUGGGACCGUGUUCAUUAUCGAGCCGAUCGACAAAUUCUCGGCCGUAUUCAAUCUCCAGUACCGCUACUGUGGACUUAGCGACGCAGAAACCUCGUUUGUUCGAUAUGCGAAUGUUAGCAGACUCUAUUGAGGAUAGUUCAGUGUCGCGGCAGGAGUAUGCGUCAUUAGAAGAGGCAUUGCAGAGCCUCAUUACCGUACUAGAGGAUUAUCAAGGACAGUAUUCGGAAUUACAAAAGUUAGAAGAGCAAGUGGCUAUUCUUGACGAGAUGCUGGCGAGUAAUGUAUUUGAGGGUAACACUGGUGCUUUAGACACGCAAUCGGCCGAUAUGAGUAUAUCAAUCGAAAAUGCGCUGAUGGCAUUUGAUUUCUUAGAAACCGAGGAUGCUGGAAUUGAAGAUUUUGACUUUGCAAAUCACACAGAUUCAAAAUAUCAGGGAAGUCGCACACCUAGUCUUGACAGAAUUGAUGAACAUGAAACCACUAGUCCAGAAACCAACAACCGGACCUCAGACUCGGGUAUCGAGCUAGCCAACAGCCACGGCGACGAUCAUCACUCUCAGAGUGGGAGUAUCGCCUCGUCCAGUCCCGAAUCGUCCACGACGAAUAAUUCCGAAGUGGACAGCUCCCUGCUGUACCACCUGAGCUACUGUGAGCGCCUCCUGGACAGUUUGGGCGGAUUUGGCCCGUUGAAAUGCAGGGAGAUAUACGCUUUGGAGAAGUUGAAGACACAAUCAGAUAUCAUUGAGGAUUUGGUCAAAAUUGCCAAGAAGGGUCCGAGCGUACGAGAUUUGGGUGAAGUGAUGUUACGUCUUGGUGCUACCCAGCAAGCGCAGGGCUUCUGGCUGAAGUGUGUCGACCGCAACCUCCUUGUGACAUCACCACAGAAGCUCCUACUACAGCUCGAGAAGGUUUACGGCGAGACCAUCUCGAGGAAGUAUGACGUCCAGGCAGACAAAGAUCUGAUAGACCCGUCACCUGGAUACCCUCCACUUAUAGUGCUGCGUGGUGUGAUUGCCCGAAUCCUCGACAUCCCGGCGUUUGAUCCCGACCGCUACAGCAACCAGGCGAUCACGCUGCACCAGUUCAUGUCGUUCUUCAACCACGAGGAUAGAAUCAACAUGGCUGACUACAUUGAGGAGUUAGCAGGAGAAAUGUGGAUCAUCGGCCGCUUGAAGUCGGGCAAUGCGGACAUUGUAAUCAAGACAAUCCUCUCCUUCCACAAAUGCCUCCCGCCGAUGGAGUGUCUUAAGGUUCUUGCGCUCCUCCUCAUCUCUGACAACAGCGAGCUGAAGGAGACGGCCGAGAGUUACCUCAGGAGUCUGGGCUCUAAUCGGGUCCAGAGGAGCAAGGGCAUGAUCGUGUUUGUGGAGAGUUUAGAGGAUCGCAACGCUGAUGUCAGGUGCGCGGCGUGUAUUGCUUUACGGAUACUCAAGGCAAGAGAGACAAUAGACCAGCUGGUGUAUAUCGCCGAGACAGAUAAUUCUCACGUUGUGAAGGCAAGAGCCAAGGAGACGCUCCAGUCAUUUGGUGAUGAAGGCACGAAGGCGUUACAGACGGCCGAGCUGUCAUCUCACGGCUUCCAGGGAUUGAGUAUGAACAGACUCUAGUGAGAGGCGUGGUGACGAUAACGUGAUGUGUUCAGAAAGUUGUGUCAGGGAAAGUCAUUUUGGACGUAGCCAUGAGUAUUGUGAUGUAUAUAAGAGGGAAAAGUUAUGACAUUUUACGGAAAGAAUGACUGAAACCGUCAUUUGGAAGACAAUUUCAGAAUUUUCAGGAUAUUUGUGACGAGAUAGUUCAAUCAUUUAUGAUGGUCUUGAGAUAACAUGUGUUGUGUCAGGGAUUGAGGGAAAGUGACAAUGUUUUAUGAAAAGAAUGACAGUCGGAGACCAUCAGUUGGUUGGGAGACAACUUAAGAAUUUUCAGGAUAUUUGUGAUGGGAUAUUUUAUUGGAGAUGUUUUUGAGAUAACGAGUGCUCUGUCAGGGGUACUAUGAGUUGAAUUGAGCAAAAGUGGCAACAUUUUAUGAAAAGAAUGACUGAAACCAUCAGUUGGAAGAUGAUUUCAGAAGUCUUAAGAUAUUUGUGACAAGAAAGUUGAUUGGAGAUGGUGUUGAGAUAAAAAGUGCUGUGACAGGGGGAAUACGGGGUGAAUCUGAUCGCAAUUGUUGUCGCUAUCAUUAACAAUCAAUGUGAUUUCAUGAUAACGCCUGAAGUGAAGAGUUCUUGGGUAGGUGAGAUGCGUUUAUGUGGUAUGCAGGUUGCUGUAUAGUGGUUUCUGGUUGUCCUCGGAUGCUGUGUGACUAGAUAGAGGAAAUCUUUAAUGUGUCAGUUGCGUGAUAGAUGGCACGGAGUUGAUCUCAGGCUACAUAUCAGUGAACUUAGAAUAGAUUGGUUUGGAAGGGACGGGAUGGGUUCUUAAUUUAGAUUUUCUGAGAGUUUGGAACGGGGAGAGUCGAUGUUUUGUGCAUGGAAUAAAAAUGAUUGAAAGUUGUUAUGUUGAGGACUAUUGGUGAUAUUACACCAUAUUCGGACUAUGCUAAAUGUCUAUAAACUAAUGUUAAUAUCUAACUGAUGUUGAUACAGUGCAACUUUGCUUAUUAUUGGUAAGUGUGCUGCAGCAUUUGGAUGCUUAAUUAAAUGGUUUGGUUGGUCAUGUUAAAAAACUUGAAGAAGCUAUGUGUCGGGAUUAUAUACAUGUUAAACAUAGGCUGGUGCUGAUUCAUGAAGUUACAGCUCUUCAGUUGACUCUGUGUGUCCACUUUGUAAUUAUUAAACACUGUCUACUUGACAAACCAUGUACAAGCAGAUCCAGAGCCAUGCAGCAGAGUUCUCCACAGGGUUUUCUCAAGGUAGGGUGCUACCCUUGAUAUUCAAGAGGUUUUGCCAGUGUGCACCACAAAGUUGGGUGGCCAGCAAUUGAAGGAAGGGCGUCCCUAUAGAAACCCUUUACAAAUUUCUAGAGCUAGGUGGGGUGUUUGGUAAGCUGCCAAGGUAGGGUGGGCCGCCCUGAGAAAUGGCCUUGUGGAGAACAUUGAUGCAGAGAAUGUGUUUUCCUUUCUUGUGGGGGUAGUUGAGAGAGUUCAGAUCUGAUGGCAAUGUUCAUGUUGGGGAAUUCAUAUGGUAAAACUGUCUGUCACGUCCAAUUGUGUAAGUAAUAAACGUGUAAUUUUAUAAUUUUGAUGGAAAAUUUACCAAUUUACUGCAAUAAACCGUACUGCAAUAUCAGAACGUUGUUUUGACAAACAUUUUACACAGCGAGGUUUCAGGGUUUCUAGUAAAUUGAUUUUAAAAAGUAAAGGAAAAAUUCUUCAAGAAUGGCUGUGGGUCUGUUUACAACUGCUGCAUGUAAAUACUCGAUCUGUAUUUCCACAGUUAGGCCUACUCCGAAGUGAGUCAGGCCCUGUAUGUGUCCCUGACAGGGCAUUUCUGCCAACUUAAAACUUCAAUAGCUACAUGUAGUGUUGAAUGUCCGAGCUGUUAGAUGUAGCUAUAGAUGUCUUCAUAUUAACACUACUCUGUCCAAGAUCAUGGCUGCAGCUAGAUAGGGGAGCACGUUCUCCCUCCUCCUAAGGAUCACCAAAAAACACGCUUUUCAUGUAAAUUCAGGCCCAUUUCUGACUGAUGGAAGGGAGGUGUUUGGUUCACAUGCCACAAAUCUAGCUAUGGGCCUGAUUAUUCUCAGUUAUGCACUUAAAUAAAUAUCUUAUGUGUAGUCUUCGAUCAUGCUAUAUAUCCUGGGCAUCUUCAUAGUUUGUCAAGUUUUUAAUCACACUCCAUAUUCAUGUAUCUAGACGCUCUUUGCAUAGUCACUGUCAGUAUUUUGCAUAGCCUCGAUCUGUAAAGCAUUUUUAAAAUUAUUGAUAAAGUACUCUGUUGUUGUGGGUAUAUGGUGAUUGGUCUAUGGCAAGCAGCAAAUUGCAGUCUACUUCUUCAUUUGAAAAUGUUUUAUACAACAAAAACACAGCCAUAAAUUGAACCUGUCGCUGCGUGAAAUUAUUUAAUGGACAUUUUCAAGUCAUCAAGUUAUGAUACCGAAAUUGUGUUUAGAACUAGCUUGUUGGCAUUUGUGUUUAAGCAAAAUCGUAGCCACUGACUUUCAGCUUUAAAAAAAACAACAACAACCAUUACCUGGCCAACUAUUAUCUUUUUGUUCAGUUCACUCAAUUAUUAAAUUGACUCCAUUAUCGAUGCUGGCAGCAUUUUAAUCAACAAAUUGAAAAGACCUACUUCCAUGUCUCUGACCUUACAUUCACUACAAGGGAGAAUGUGUAUUACUGUAUACUCCAGUCAAUCCAAAAAUAAAUGGAACAAAUUAACAUUGUAGCCAGGAGCACAGCAUAGUCUGUUGUGAAUUUUAGGUGUACGUGUAUCCCAGUCUGCAUGAAGCCAAGUACUAAUUAAAAAAAUUAGUCUUUAUUAAUUUUUGAUUAAACUAAAGGUAUAAUUCACAGGUCCAGUUAGGAGUUGGCUAUUGUAAACUAUCAAAGCUAGUGUCAGCUUUUUGGAUCAACUUAAGGUUAGCUAGAGUAUAGAUCCAUAAAGACCAGUACAUAUUGUGGUGCUGUGUCUUCACUAGACAUUAAUGAGGAACAUUUAUGUAUCUCGUUUAUUUGGACUUGAGUAUCGGUGAAAAUUUACUCUGCUCCCUUUAAUUUGUCCCUGUUUUAAGGGUAGAACAAUCCAAUAAUCAAGACAAUGAGUUAGAGAAGAGGGUCAUUUGAAUGCUCUUGCAUUUUUAUCAAAGGAGGACUAUAGGCAGGAGCUGUGUGGGGCCGGAUUCGAAGAUAUCUGGUGACUUAAUAUGCAGUUGGGGGACUGGGUUGCAUUUUAUUCAGUGAUAAAUAUAUUCCAUGUACAAGCACGAAAAGUUAUGAUGUACCCGUACUGUGAGAUCAAGGAGACCCCUACUACUGGCAAAUUUAUUCAACUUAAUCUGACCUAAAUGUACCUGCCUCCUUCCUGUAGUCUCCCUUUAAAGUGUUGGUCGUAUUAUAUUAUCAUAUUAGUAUUAUGAUAUUAUCCAAACCAAACAUUAGUCAUGUGUUAGUCAAGUGUUCUUAAUAGAAUGGCGUGCAAUUAAUCUUUUAUGUUACUUCUGAGGUCAAUGCCUCAAUAUGUAAAGUCUAUUGGCAAAAUGGACAUGCACACAUGAUUCCUGAAACUUUCUCUUCAUCAGGGAUGCUAAGUUCUCAGAGCAGUUACAUUGCUUUGGCAUAAAUUAUACGUUGGGCGAUUAUUUGGUGCUAUAAAUAGUGUGAAUAGUUUUCUCCUUGCACAAAAUCGCAUGUCCCUGAAGCCUCACCAAGCUUAUCUUUGUAAAUAUUUUUCAACUCUUCUCUGAAACCAAGGCUGACAAGUUGAUUGAUAGGAUGGAGUAAUCGUUGCAAUCACUGGCAUCAAAAAUCAAUUUUUGCUUGUAACAAAAGUAGAACAUCAUAGGCUACUGAAGCCCUUCUUGUGAGGCUUACACUGACUGCAAACUCCUUCAUUUUUGUGAACCUAAUAUUUUUGCAAAUUUCUCGUACGUAGCAAAAAUUACUGAUCGAUCCAAACUACAUAUUUGCUAAAAUUUACGGUGGCAAGAGUAUGGAAAGGUAAUCCUGAAUCAAUCCAUUGGAAUGGCUGUUAAAUUAUUCACUGUUAUUCCUGAAAUUGUCCUUUCUCGAAUAAGCGGUCGGUCAAAUGGGAACACCUUUUCCUCCUUGGUGAUGUAAAUAUCAAUGUCAAAAUAUCGUCAGUUGAUUUUGACGCAGAAGUAGCUCGAAAGCUAGAAUUUUCUGACGUAUUGUAUAAAGCCUCAUGACAAUAUUUCUAAUGAAGAUAUUUAGUGCUAGAAUUUGUUUCGUGUAAUUUUUGUGAAAUUGGAUAAUUUUGUUACCAUGAUUAUGUACAGUUGUUUGUAUUUUUGUCCAAGGAAUCCUUGGCAAGCAUUUGAUAUAUAUAUCUUCAGUUCUUUUGCACAGAUUCAUUUGCAUAUGUAUGCUUGACCAGAAUAUUUGCGCCAAAUGCGUGUUUGCUUCCUUUUAGCGCCCUCUGACUGAUUUUAAAAGAACCUGCGAAAGCGUGUAGGAUUAAAAUAAAACUGUACUGAAAAUUGACAACAUCAAGUGCAUCGCAGACAACAAAUUUUUAUCUCAGUGACGUGCGAUAAUUAUUGCUGCGAUGAGCAAUUCAAAAGUAUCAUUUGUGUGUGAUGUGGGUAAAGACAUUUGUCACAGUGUUCUUCGAAAUAAAACAGGCUUGAUGUUUUUAUCAGCCAGUGAUGACUAAUUUUAGCUGCAGGCUCCUGGAAGCCUGGCAGACAAGUGAUUUUUGUCACAUGUGAUGAAAAGUUCUUUUUUUGGUGCUCUUUAGUACCAGUACCAAUUUUAAAGAGUUUCAAUGAAGUUGAUGAUUUGUUACUUGGAUUAAAAACAAGCUUGAGCUGUUUGAUUAACUUAUUGAUAGUUGCUCUGCAUUUUAUGAUAGUCAUUUCAAGUCGGCUACGAUACAAGUCUGGGCAAAUUUGCUCCAUUUUUUAAUCAGUCUUAGUGCACAUAGGGUCAAUUUUCAUCUGCCAUUGAUGUAAGAUAUUAUGCUAAUUAUUUGUCAGCAUCAGAUCAUAAGUUAUGUGUACUAGUGUACAAAGCAAUUUUAAUUGGUUAUUGUCAAAUAAAUGCCAAAUAUCAAUAUUGGAAA